AUGUCGGGGCGCUCCUUGGCCCACCGCCCGGCCUCCCCGCUCGCCUCCGCGGCGCGGCGGUUGCCCAGAUUCGCGCAUGCGCGCGUGACCCGCGUCACCUGCGCCUCCUCCAAGCCCCAGAAGGUCGUCCUUGCCUAUUCCGGUGGCCUAGACACGUCCGUGAUUCUGAAAUGGCUGGAGGUGGCGUACGGAUGCGAGGUGGUCACGUUCACGGCCGACCUCGGCCAGGGAGAAGAGCUGGAGCCGGCCAGGAGCAAGGCAGCAGCGAUGGGCGUGCGGGAGAUAUUCAUCGAGGACCUUAGGGAGGAGUUCGUGAGGGAUUAUGUGUUCCCCAUGUUCAGGGCCAACGCGCUGUACGAGGGCGUGUACCUCCUGGGCACGUCGAUCGCGCGGCCACUGAUCGCAAAGCGCCAGGUGGAGAUCGCACGAGAUGUGGGCGCGGACGCGGUGUGCCACGGGGCCACGGGCAAGGGCAACGACCAGGUCCGCUUCGAGGUUGCCUAUUAUGCCCUGCAAUCCAACAUUAAGGUGAUUGCUCCAUGGCGAGAGUGGGACCUCACAAGCCGAAGCAAGCUCAUCGAAUUUGCUGAGGCCAAUAACAUACCAGUGCCAGAGAGCAAGCGAGGAGAGCCGCCCUACUCUAUGGAUGCCAACCUGCUGCACAUAUCUUAUGAAGGGAAUGCCCUGGAAGACCCUUGGGUGGAGCCCUCAGAGGAGAUGUUCCAAAGGACAGUGUCGCCAGAGUCUGCGCCUGAUAAGCCCACCUACAUGGAGAUCGAAUUUCGCAAAGGUGACCCAGUGGCCAUCGAUGGCAACAAGUUGUCGCCAGCUGCUAUUCUGGAGGCUUUGAACACUGCAGCUGGUGAAAACGGCAUUGGACGAGUGGACAUCGUGGAGAGCCGGUUUGUGGGUAUGAAGUCACGGGGCGUGUAUGAGACUCCUGGGGGGACCAUCCUGCUGACAGCCAGGAGGGCUAUGGAGAGCAUCACGCUGGACCGUGGGGAAAUGCACCUCAAGGAUGAGCUCAUGCCCAAGUAUGCAGAGCUGUUGUACAACGGCUUCUGGUUCUCCCCAGAGAGGGAGGCGCUGCAGGCGGCCAUCGAUGCGACCCAGGAGUAUGUGAGUGGCUUGGUGCGCCUUAAGCUGUACAAAGGGAGUGUGACAGUGGUCGGACGUAAGAGCCCGCACAGCUUGUACGACCAGAAGUUGUCAUCCUUCGAGGAUGAUGAGGGGCUGUACAACCAGGAGGAUGCAGGUGGCUUCAUAAAGCUGCAGGCGCUUAGGCUGCGCACCCUUGCAACCAACCGGCUGGAUGGCACACACUGA
Ostreobium quekettii is the source of this 1326-nucleotide messenger RNA. Lineage: Eukaryota; Viridiplantae; Chlorophyta; Ulvophyceae; Bryopsidales; Ostreobiaceae. The record is from the annotation of a GenBank genome assembly.